Cuscuta campestris is the source of this 1362-nucleotide messenger RNA. The record is from the annotation of a GenBank genome assembly. NCBI's taxonomy places the organism in Eukaryota, Viridiplantae, Streptophyta, Magnoliopsida, Solanales, Convolvulaceae.
GUGUAGUGUAUAAUAGGAGGCAGUCUUCAUGGACAAAAGCCAAAAGUUUUGCGCCAAAAGACUGAACCGUCAAACCCGUAGGCCUGAAGUUGGUGAUAGGUUUAGUUGUAGCCUUGUAGGCAUGGGAAGAAAAGUAUUGUUGGUCUAAUAGUAAAACAAGAAGACUUGCCGUUUACAGAAUUUGGCAUUUGCCCAGAUCUGAUUAUUAAUCCUCAUGGAUUAACUGGCCCAACAACAGUGGGAAAGAUGAUAGAGCUUCUUGGGAGGAAAGCCGGUGUCUCUGCGGGUAGGUUGCUUUACGGAACUGCUUUUGGCGAUACCAGUGGGCAUGCAGACACUGCUGAUGAUAUCAGCAAAAUUCUGGCCAUGCACGGUUUCAACUAUCACGGGAAAGACUUUCUUUACUCAGGUUUCAACUAUCAUGAUGAAGACGCUUCCGCACCGCCGCCGCCAAUGCUUCAACACCGCCACCGACGAUGCUCUUGCAGCCCCCCGCAGUCGCAUGCCCUCAGCAUCCUCUCACCGUCGCAGACCUGCAUCUCCCCUCCAUCGCAACCCCUGCAUCCCCCCUUCACUGCAACCCCCUGCAUCCCCCCUAAAUUUGCAAUCCCCUUCAUUGCAAAGAUCUAUUUUCUAGAUUUGGGCCUGGCCAUGCUUAUUGAGGAAAUCCAUGAAAUGCCAAUGCAAGAGAUGGGAACUGAUGAAAAAGAGUAUGCUUAUCACUCUGAUGGUGGAAGCAGCAGGGAUUUAAUUGAUCAAUCUGCCUUAACUCCCAGGGUCUUCCAAAUUCCUGCAUCCAACUCGGUUUCAAUAGAAGUCCCUAAAAAAAACACACUCAAGAGGUUGGGUCCUACCACCAUCAUUGAACCCAUAGUUUCUGCUGACCAGAUUCAUUUCUACAGCAAACAGAUGGGUUUCUCUAAUUUCUUAAGCUCCAAUACUAAUAAAAUAUGGGUUUUUUGGAAUGAAGACACCCUAAAUCUCAACAAGAGCACUCAAGGGGAUCAAUUUCUCAAUUGUGACUUCACAAUUACUGACACUAAGCGGCAUAGCGGGGCUACACCCAGUUCUGCCUACUCAGUAUUCGAAUAUAUUGAGGCUUAAUGUGAAGUUUGUCACUGCAUUUUGGCUUUCCUGAGGGGUAUAGGCAUAGACCCCCCCUCGUGUACUCUUUUCAUGUUUUGGGUAAUAAAGUAUCUCCUUUUAUUUUAUAUACAUACAUAUAUACAUACAUAUAUAUAUAUAUGUAUGUAUGUAUGUAUGUAUGUAUGUAUGUAUGUAUGUAUGUAUGUAUGUAUGUAUGUAUGUAUGUAUGUAUGUAUGUAUGUAUGUAUGUAUGUAUGUAUGUAUAUGUAUAUGUAU